GUCCCCGGUCAUCCGUCAAUUCGAUCACGGAUCGUCGUGCACGAGCCUCGUCAUCAUGGACGUUAAAACUUUGCUGCGAUUCGCAUUUUUGAUUGUUGUAGCUGAGCUACUAUCCGAGCCGUGCGAUACUCAUCUGAUCGCCCCUCAGCCUUACCAGUUUCCAAAUUUCGCUUACCUACCGGAGCCGACCCACAUUGGAUUUCCCGCACCUUCGAAAGCCGUGCCCCAGUACUUGACGCGACAGUUCCGCUCCGAUCAAUUCAGACCACAUGACGAUCACGUCUUCUUCGUGCCACCACCACCACCACCAACAAUACAGCUUCUCCAACCCCAGUUCCGCCAGGAGGCACCCCCGCCAAUUUCCCCGCCCGUCCAGGCGCUCUACGCUAAUCGACCCCAAAUGAUCCCACAACCACCACCCGCAUCGUCACCACGGAUGGGAAGACAGUUGUGUCCUUACGCAGCUGCUUCAUCAACUCCUGGUAGAUUUCCAGCUCUACCUUACACCCCCAAUUGUGCACAGGCUUCCCAAUCCGCCGGAGCCAUGAAUCAGGGACUGCCGGAGCUUCGGCUCGACCCCAGGAACGAGCUGGUCAAGGUCUCCAACGGGCACGCGUACAAGAUCUCCGAGCCCAUCUCCGGGGGAUCUAACCUCGUGCCGGUGGACGUCAAGGGACACCGCGACGAGAACUACGGAAAGCUGCGGAACACGGACAGGAUGUACGUGGUGUUGGACCAAGACAACGGCAGUAGAGAAGAGCCCCCAGUCGGUAACCACGAGGGCCACUUGCGCCCCGAAGACAUACGCAAGCUGCACGACGUGAUCGAGACUAUCAUCGAGAUUGCCCAGAUGGGGAAGAUGGUGCGGCAGGGCGAGGAUGCAGUGGAGUCCAGGACCAGUGUGGACGGACAGCAGCGGCCCGAAGUUGUGAUUCACGAUCUGGUGUCUGCUAGAGCUGCUGCUGCUGCCGUGGCGCCACCAUCGACUGUUGGUCCCAUCGCGAGCCCGGAUGACCCGAGUAGAGUGGCGUCACCGGCAGGUGAUGGCGAUAUUAUUGGGAGCGAAGGCGCGCAAGUGAAGGAGUCUACGGUGGCUGCGGGGAGUUCCGCUGACGAGACAACCGAGAUGACCAGGUACGCGGUUACGCCCGCGACUCGCUGAUUCGAGUUGUCUGAGGAUUUUUACAUUGGGAUGAAUCCAUCGACUCUUUUUUCUUUGUGAUACUCACGAAACACAUUUUGUGUUAUUAAGUAUUAUCAUCAUGCGAAUAUUGUAGAUGUAUUGUGUUUUUUAAUGCGUUUAUUUUUUCAUUGCUGUGUUGAAGAAAAAUU
This is a messenger RNA of Copidosoma floridanum, 1332 nucleotides long. RefSeq lists its product as uncharacterized. The record is from RefSeq and is a predicted model, not a curated record. NCBI's taxonomy places the organism in Eukaryota, Metazoa, Arthropoda, Insecta, Hymenoptera, Encyrtidae.